This is a messenger RNA of Medicago truncatula (barrel medic), 1811 nucleotides long. Its product is annotated as RHOMBOID-like protein 1. Bases 241 to 1392 code for a protein of 383 amino acids. Lineage: Eukaryota; Viridiplantae; Streptophyta; Magnoliopsida; Fabales; Fabaceae. Gene Ontology annotation, biological process: proteolysis. The transcript is spliced from 6 exons. The record is from RefSeq and is a predicted model, not a curated record. Gene Ontology annotation, cellular component: membrane. Gene Ontology annotation, molecular function: serine-type endopeptidase activity.
UCCUCGUCAACAAACAAACAACUUUAAACACAAACAACAAAUUCCUAACUUUGUCAGGGUCUUGUUGGAUUCUGGCUGGUCAUAAAAAACAAUUCUCCACAAACAAAGAAAAAAAAAUUCAAACCCAUUUCAAAAUCAUCUAUAAUCACGGAGGAGAAAAUUAAUUCCAAUCAUUAAUUAACAAAAUGUGUUAAAAAUCUGAAAUCUUUGUUCAAAAGGGUACAAAAAAAAAUCAUCAUCAUGAGUGGAGGGAGGAACCCACAUGGUGGCACCACAGUUGAGGUUAAGGUUCAUCCUCGCCGUGGGUCUCCGUCGUCGUCGUCGAAUCCUCCCGUCACUCGUGAUCGUGAUUUCAGGCUCUUUAAGCAAUGGGUUCCAUGGCUUAUUCCAACUUUUGUGUUUGCCAACGUUGUUGUUUUCAUUUUUACAAUGUAUGUUAAUGAUUGUCCUGAGAAUGCAUUUCAUGGCACUUGUGUUGCUCCUUUUCUUGGAAGGUUCUCAUUUCAACCACUUAAAGAAAACCCUCUCUUUGGUCCUUCUUCCUUUACAUUACAGAAGAUGGGUGCUCUAGAAGUAGAUAAAGUGGUUCAUGAACACGAAGGUUGGCGCCUUGUCUCUUGUAUAUGGUUGCAUGGUGGGGCUAUCCAUGUACUUGCCAACAUGUUGAGUCUUCUUUUUAUUGGAAUUCGGCUUGAACAAGAAUUUGGAUUUGUUAGAAUUGGAUUUCUCUAUGUGAUAUCUGGUUUUGGAGGGAGUUUGCUGUCUUCGUUAUUCAUACAAACGGGCAUCUCAGUUGGUGCAUCUGGUGCAUUGUUUGGCUUACUCGGAGGGAUGCUCUCAGAGCUCUUCAUUAAUUGGACGAUAUAUGCCAAUAAGAUGGCUGCAUUGUUGACUCUUAUAAUCAUUGUUGUAAUAAAUUUAGCUGUUGGAGUCCUUCCACAUGUUGACAAUUUCGCUCAUCUAGGAGGAUUUGGUUCUGGAUUUUUUCUUGGAUUUGUCGUUUUGAUUCGUCCUCAAUUUAAAUGGAUAAGCCAACAACAAUCUAAAUCUGGAUCCCAUGCAUUUUCUGUUAAACAAAAUAAGUACUUACCUUAUCAAUAUGUGUUGUGGGUUUUGUCUUUCCUAUUACUCAUUGCAGGAUUCAUUGCUGGGAUGGUUCUACUCUUUCGAGGUGUUAACUUGAAUGAACGUUGCUCGUGGUGUCAUUAUUUAAGUUGUGUUCCUACCUCAAAAUGGAGUUGUCAGGAACAAAGCAUUUAUUGUGAGACAACGGAAUUCGGAAAUCAACUUAACAUCACAUGCAUGAGCAAUGGUAGAAGUGACAUUUAUCCUCUGUCAAAUACUAGCUCUUCUGAUAGACAACAACUUUGUUCGCAACUUUGCCACGGAUAGAUAGAUACACAUGCAAAAUUUCUUGAAGGGAUGUUGUUAUUCAACAACUUGUGUAUAUGAUUCAUUCUUGGUAGUGCAGAGAAAUUCGUUGUUCUCAGUUGGCAAUGAUGAUUGUUAUGCCAGCCAUCAUGAGUUUAUUAUUAUUAUUAUAUUAUUAUCAAUGCUAUUUCUAUCUUAGCAUGAAAUAUUUUGCUAUUAUCAAAAGAGAGCAAAGGAAUGGAAGAUGCAUUUGGUUAAAGAAGAAAAGUAAUUCUCAAAAAAUGUAAAUGCUGUCGAAUAUUAUUAGGGAUAUGUUAAGGUGAAUUGCUACCAAACUUUAAGGCAGUGAAGGUGUAAUGAGGGGAAAGUUAUUCUCCCCCUACACUUAUAAAAACCACAUAUUAUUUAGAAUGGCAAAAAUUGUGCUUUUUCUAGAAAUA